GCCGCACCGGCCUCCUCUGCGGCGCGAUGGACUCCGGCAGCGAGACCCACGAGCUGAACGGGCUGGCGGAGGGCGCGGAGCCGGCGCUCGGCGAGCGGCAAAGAACAUCACAGUGGUUUCAAAGAAAUGGACCUAUGAAUAUCAACCACUACGCAAAUAAGAAAAGUGCUGCAGAGAGCAUGUUGGACAUUGCCCUGCUGAUGGCCAAUGCAUCCCAGCUGAAAGCCGUGAUAGAGCAAGGACCUUCUUUUUCCUUCUACAUCCCACUUAUUAUUCUUAUCAGCCUGUCACUCACACUGCAAGUUAUGGUGGGAGUACUCCUGAUAUUCCUUGUAAAAUAUGAUCUUAACAACCCUGCAAAACAUGGAAAGCUGAAUUUCCUCAACAACCUUGCAACUGGACUAGUAUUCAUUAUAGUAGUUGUGAAUAUUUUUAUCACUGCCUUUGGAGUGCAGAAGCCAGUUGCUGAGUCAGCUUCAAGACAGUAAAUAAAAGAGACCUGAAGCAUUCAUUCUAGAUGCCAUUUGCACUUGAGCCAGUUACACUUGGACACGAUGGGGGGGGAGGGGGGUAAUACUCUGAAGAAGCUGGACACACCAGGCAGCUUUCUCUAGUCUCCAAGCAGCAGCAUUACUUGUGUACCUGAAAUUUUCCCAUGUGUUAAUAUUUAAACUGUUCAGCAUCUAAGGAAAGGUUGAUUUUGACUCAAGGACAUUGGUUUUCUGGAAUACUGGCAUUUCCACUUCUGCAGAAACUAACUGAUUUUCAGAGAGCUCAUCGAAGAAGGUAUUAUCAAUUGGUGGCACUUCACAGGACUUCCCAUUCUCCAUGCCUUUUGUUUUUGUGGCAAGUUAUUACUUCCUUGUGGUAUGAAACAUCAGACCUUCGGUUCUGGUGUGGUCACAUUGUCCUUUAUUUCACUUGCUUGGCACCAGACCAGUGUACUCCAUGGCACAACAGUGGUCUUCCUUUGCAGUGUGCAGAGAUAGCUGUGCCUUGUUUUCUUUUUUCUCCUCUCUAGCUAAAGCAAAGGUGAGACAAACAGAAGCUGUAGGCCACCAUUUGUCUGGUUUUGGUCACAGGGACUCAUUUGUCCUGCUUCUUCAUUUCUGGACCUCACUUAAAAUUUCCUCUCAUUUGUGCACAGACACAAAUAACUGCUAAUAGUUUCUUACUAUUUAUUGCUGUACUCCGUAUUCUGUGUAUUAUGUAUGCUUCUGGAAACCCUGUUCAAGCACUGCCUUUUCUAGGCCCAGCUGGAAAACCAUUUGGAAAACCAGGGGACACAGGAUGAACUUUACUUGCCAAACUGGUAGUGAGCGCCUUUCAGCAAUUCAGAUAGCAAACUGGAAGAAGUUUAUCCCUCUGUAACUUACUUUUCCCUCUUCUCUUCCCAAGAUUGAUUGCUGUAGUUGCUCUUAUGCGUUUAUGGCUAAAAGCUUAACUAAUGUCUUAAUUUUUAUUUUUAAAUAUUUUUAGAGAUAUAUAAAUAUCUUUUAGGUUCUUACCUGCUGGCUCAGGGACUGGCACUUUUUCUAAAUACACUAUUGCUAUAAUGGUGUAAGUUACAGAGAUUUCUGUAACAAAAAGCAUUUCAGUCAUUGUAUUUCUGAAGUAUCACAUCUGCAAUCACAAAAAUCCUAGUUUUCUAGAUCGUGCUAACUUGUACAUGAAGACUUGUACUAAUACUUUUUCUUACUGUUAAUUUUUAAAUGCUCCCUUGCACAUAGUAACAGAAGCUUGACCUCCAUGUGUCUCAUCUCAUUUACAAUUCUUAUUGAUCACAUUUCUCUUUUGUUAUGUCUUGAGGCCUGUUGGUGCACCAUAUCUGCAUUUGCACCUUCUGUAAAAAUUGCUAACCAAAAACAAAUCUCAGAAACUUGUGUGAUUAAUAAUGGGACAGAAAUUCUUUUUUAUUUUUCAAUUUGUCUUUCAAUGCUUCAUUUCCAACUCGACAUGUAUUUAACCAGUAUCUAGUAAGCAAUGGUUUUAAUGGUGUGUGUGGGGCUAAGUUAAACGCAGCCCAGAACAAGUUCUUAAGGAGGUACUAGGGACAAUCUUCCAUAUUAAUUUUUACAAACUAGCAAACUGCCGAAGGAGUAUGUAUGAACUCAUACACACCUGUGCUAUCGCACUUCUGGUGCUGUAGUGUAGCGAAUCAGACUGGCCAAACAAACAGCUGUGCUGAAAGCCUUAGAAACCUUUCUUUUGGAGAGCAGAGGUGAUGUAGGCAGAGCCCUUCCAAGCAUGGAAUUAUUUUAUCUGUGCCUUACCACUGGCAGAAUUUCAGUAAGAUUAUUGACUGUACCAGCUUUGUUACCUUGCAUUGGAAUAUUUGCCCGUCAGUACAUCUGAUUCAGCCUGGGGAGGCUCUCUGGAGGCAGCUGCCUCUCUUCUCUACAGGAAACGUUCUGCCUAAGCUAGGUGUCUGAAGUAGUUGCUUUGUGUUUUCCCAAAUACAUUAUCUGUCCAAAGGAUAGUUACUUUUAACUUAGCUGUGAAUAUUAGAUAUUUUUCAUUGCCAGAUUUGUAUCUUUCUCUUUUUUUAAGCAAGACAUAAAAAGAGGAAGAACUGUGAUUGUGGCUAAUCCUCUCACUUUUUUGACUUGUCCUUACUACCCUAAAGGCAGACACAAACAGAAGCCCCGGCUGUGUUGAUAUUUACUGUCUUUAUACUUGUGAUUUGGCCUAAUUUUGAAUGUAGCUUUCAUAUUUGUCUUGCACUGAAACACGUGAAAGCAGUCAGAGGGAGGUGGAGGACAGACAUACCAGGUCAUUUCACUUUUUAUUUCCCUCUUUACUGGACCAUAAUUUUUCAGGUCACUCAAGUGAACAAGCUGUUAGAGUAGAUUUCUCCUGGAAAAUAUAGCUGUUCUUAUAUCAUCUUUGCUGCUAAACUGUCAUCCGACAAAAUCUACUAAGCCUUGUAUAUCCCAUCUCCCAUGGCUUGUGGAACUAACUGGAUACAGAGCAGCAGGGUAGGGAAAAAGCACCAGGAGAUGACUUGUCAACUGCAUGCUCCAGUGGACUUUGCAGGACAAUCUCCUUCCUCCUGAAGAAAAAACACUUCAAACUUGGACACGGUCUGGGGGAGCAAAAGCUGGACAUGGAGGUCUGCAUUAAGGGGGUAGGUGUCUGUUCACUUGAAGUCUACCAGAGCCAGGCUCAGAACAGCAACAAAAAACCUGCCAUGAAUCCUUACGCCUCCUGAGUUCAGUGUGACUGAAGCAUUACAACAGAGAUACAGCUUCAAAGAGCCUCAACUCUGCUUCUAAACACAGGAAAACCUGAUCUGCACCUGACUACGAGACUCUACUGGGCAACAGCAGUAUUCAACUUGCAACUGAAUGUCUUUUUAAAUAAAAAGGAUGCUGGUUUAUUACCA
This is a messenger RNA of Neopsephotus bourkii (Bourke's parrot), 3385 nucleotides long. It is a transcript of the gene NINJ1, whose product is annotated as ninjurin 1. Gene Ontology annotation, cellular component: membrane. The transcript is spliced from 4 exons. Gene Ontology annotation, biological process: cell adhesion; tissue regeneration. The coding region runs from base 27 to 488 and encodes 153 amino acids. The record is from RefSeq and is a predicted model, not a curated record. Lineage: Eukaryota; Metazoa; Chordata; Aves; Psittaciformes; Psittacidae.